UAAAACAUUUUGAAAAUAAUUUUUCAUCUUCAAUUUAUGAAUUGAAAUGUGAUUUUUUUUAGGCAAAUAUGUUUGGAUAAUUUAAAAUCCUGAUUAUCCAUUAAUAUAAAGAAUUAAAGCACAAAAUAUGCUCCCUCAUAUAUCUUUCUCUCUGUGAACAUCCUUUGGGGAGAGGGAGAAAGGAAAGAUAAUUGCUAUGGGUCCUAAAAAGUGAAAUCUUUAACUGGACAGCACCUAAUUAUCUACGUAAAUAAAGGGCUUAGAAUAUCCCUGUGUUUAUCUAUUUUCAUCAAGACUGAGUCAGGCUGGUGGAAAAUCAGUUAAAGAUUUGCAUCACUAAUAAAAAACAUCAGUGAAAUAUUAACUCCCCCUUCACCCUCCAAAAACUUCAAAUGUGUUACCAUGCAAAGGAAAAGUUUCAGAUUUUACUAGAGCUGGGUUGCUGAGUUACUGAUAGAGGUUAAAAUAUAAGUGAAGUGUAGCCACAGGAGGAGAGGAAUUGUUUCUGUGUUACCUUUUCUCCUGUUGCCUUGCACCCAAAUGAUUGCUGCAUUGGGUGAUUGUCUUCAUUUUUUAAUUAACGCAAAAAGUGAGCUUUGGUGUAGGGUUAAAUAAUGUCUACAGUGUGCAUUUGGCAUUGUAAGCAUCACAAUUUCUCUUUUCCAAUUUGUAAUUCCUAAGUUAGAGGUCAUUUCUGGAGCUUGAUAUAAGAAUAUUUUAUGUUUUGUUGAUUUUCUUCAUUGAUCUCUUAAACAUAUAACUUCAUAGAUGCUGUCACCUGAUCCUAGACACAGUGGAAGUUGCAGCAGCAAAGCACAAAAGAAGAGCUUUAGUUUUUGGCGCAGGUAGUCUGUCCCAGCUGUGCACCUCAUAACACUGCAUGCAACUGUGCCAAAUCUCAUAAAGGCUGAUCCAGGCUGAAGCCAAUGAUCCUAGAUGUGCAGUCAAGCCAACAGGCUGCAUAUCAGCCUCUUCUAUAAACCAGCCCUGCAUUUAUUGCCUUCAAAGACCACCACCUAACUCUACUUGUAGUGGAGACUUGUUUGCUUCUCCUACAGCAGCCCCAUCUGAACAGGAUUUGGCUCACACAAAUGGCUCUCUGCACUUGAGAAAACAGCCCAUGACCUUUAAAUAAGUCAGCUUACAUGAUGAUUGAAGAUAACAAAGAGAACGAAGACCAUGCAUCUGAAAGAGGAAGGACAGCCAUCAUUUUUUCCUUGAAGAAUGAAGUUGGAGGACUUGUGAAAGCAUUAAAACUCUUUCAGGAGAAGCAUGUAAAUCUGGUACACAUUGAGUCACGGAAGUCCAAGAGACGAAAUUCGGAGUUUGAGAUCUUUGUAGACUGUGACAGUAACAGGGAACAGCUGAAUGAGAUUUUCCAGCUCCUGAAAUCCCACGUCAACAUCGUCUCUGUGAGCCCCACAGAGCAUUUCAGUGUCCAGGAAGAUGGCAUGGAGAACGUUCCCUGGUUUCCGAAGAAGAUCUCAGACUUGGAUAAGUGUGCAAACCGGGUGCUGAUGUACGGCUCUGACUUGGAUGCCGACCAUCCCGGUUUCAAAGACAAUGUUUAUCGCAAGAGGCGAAAGUAUUUUGCAGACCUGGCUAUGAACUACAAACAUGGUGACCCAAUCCCCAAGAUUGAAUUCACUGAGGAGGAGGUCAAGACUUGGGGGACUGUGUACCGAGAGCUGAACAAUCUUUACCCAACUUAUGCCUGCAGAGAGUACCUGAAAAACCUGCCCCUGCUCACCAAACACUGUGGGUACAGGGAGGACAAUAUUCCCCAGCUGGAAGAUGUGUCUCGCUUCCUGAAAGAGCGCACAGGCUUCACCAUUCGCCCUGUGGCUGGAUAUCUGUCACCCAGAGACUUCUUGGCAGGACUGGCAUUCCGAGUUUUCCACUGCACUCAAUAUGUCAGACACAGCUCGGACCCUCUCUACACACCAGAGCCUGAUACCUGCCAUGAGCUCCUUGGCCAUGUCCCUCUUUUGGCCGAACCCAGUUUUGCUCAGUUCUCCCAGGAAAUUGGUCUUGCAUCACUUGGGGCAUCAGAUGAGGCUGUCCAAAAACUGGCAACAUGCUACUUCUUCACGGUAGAGUUUGGCUUGUGCAAGCAAGAGGGGCAGCUACGAGUUUAUGGGGCUGGCUUGCUCUCUUCCAUUAGUGAGCUCAAGCACUCACUCUCUGACAGCGCCAAAGUCAAACCUUUUGAUCCCAAGGUCACCUGCAAGCAAGAAUGUAUCAUUACAACUUUCCAGGAGGUUUACUUUGUUUCUGAAAGUUUUGAAGAAGCAAAGGAAAAGAUGAGAGAGUUUGCAAAAACCAUCAAGCGUCCCUUUGGGGUGAAGUACAACCCCUACACUCAGAGCGUGCAGGUCCUGAAGGACACGAAGAGCAUCGCCAGCGUGGUGAACGAGCUGCGCCACGAGCUGGACAUUGUCAGUGAUGCCCUCAGCAAGAUGGGCAAGCAGCUGGAAGUUUAACACCCUGCCAGCACUGGGCUGCGAGCCAAUCCUCCCCUUUCCCCCACUGAUUUCUUUCUAGGCAUAUAAUGUGUUGCAUGCAGAACUCACUCCUUUGCACAUGGAAGAGUAAACGGCCCUUAAGAAUAUAACAAUUUAAUCUUGUUACUCUCUGUAAAUUUCCUCAGAUAAAUGCAUUCCUCCAACCCCCUUGGGUAAAAAAGGUCCAGAGUUGCCUUUUAGAAGCUUGUAGGGGAAUGGAGAAAUUGUUAGAUUGGAGAAAAAGUGUAGUCUGUGGAUCAGGGCUGAGAUCAGAUGCUGCAGGAGGUGGCUUAUGAGGCAAAAAUGGAGUAAUUCACCCCAGAGAGAAUUCAAUUCCUGACUCCAGCAGUCUCUGCUACUGACUGUAUGGUGCUGAACACUUGACAAUGUAGAAGCUGUGGUAAUUCAGUGUUUCAAAGACUGUGCUACUAAGUUUGAGACUUGAAUGAUUACAAUGCAGGCAUCAGGACACAAAUAGCUGGAGGUUCAACACAAUAAAAGGGAGGAGUCAAAUCUUGCUUUCAAAGGGAUUAUUCUAGCCACAAAGAGUUGCAAAUGUGAUGUUUGGCAUGCUUCUAGUAUAAGGAGAGAUACAGCUAUUGCAUGAAAUCCUAAUUAUGUUUAUUUUAAGUGAUUUGAUAUUGGCUUAGAGUCAGGAUUUUUUUUGCUGUCCUUGAUAUUGCACCUGAGGGAAGACCUUUCCUUACAGAGAUACCAUUUGCCUUUUUCCUGAUUGAAUUACUUCAGCAAAAAAAUACAGCAAGCCAUCAAGCAUUGAUUUAGCAUAAAGCCCAAAACCAUUUCCAAACUGCAGCUUCAUAUUCAAAAUAGCUUAAUUUGCUCUAAAAUAACAUCAAAGUUUAAAAAAACACCCAAAGCUCAUAGACCAGUGUGCUUUAUGUAAAAAUAAAUAUCCUAUUGAUUGCUCAGUCACUUUUUUGACCUGCACAAGCUACACAAAUACACAUUUAGUUUCUUCUUUACCUGACUUGAACACCUUCAUCCCCUAUCUAUUAAAUUAUAACUGAAAGGCCCAAGCAUUUCAUAGGAAUUCUGUGGUUUUUAAGGCAAGAAACUACCUUGUAGUGUAAAGCAUACCUGAUCCCAAAGAGCACUUUAGAAGUGUAGGGAAGCAGUGUCCUGCUGAAUUGUCUGCAUUGCACAGUAGUAAAUUGCCUGUGUCGAGGGUCCCACAGUUCCAAGCAUCUUGCAGAGCUGGGCAAAGCUUCUGCCACCCCUGUUCUGGCAUGGACAUGUGUGCAGGAUGUGAGACAUUCAAAGGGGGGGAUCUGUGAUGUGCAGGGUGUAUUUAACAGCAUCCUAGGCACUGUUUUGUGUCAUACGUAGAUCUUAUCAGGAAAUCCAGAAAGUGUGCUGGAAGAAUGAUCUGAAAUCUUAAAUACACUGGAGACGCUAGUCCAGGAUUUUGAGAACUUGAAAGGACUUUCAUGAAACCUCUGUGCUUGAAAAUUAGCUUGAGUUUCAUAUGCUCUCUAGUUGGACACCUCUGCUCCAUAAGCAAUUGCCAGACCAACCUUUCCAAGAAUACUCACUGUUUAAAUCAAGACUAGAUAGAUUUUUCUGUGGCUAUUAACCCACUAUAACUUUGUUUUAAAGAGCAUUUAAGAUGUAGAAUUAUGGUCUACAACAUUUAUGGCUUACAUUGCACUUAAUUUAAAAAUAGGCUUAGGAACUUUGUCUUUCUAAAGAAGAAACCUUCCUCUAAUUGAGUAGUAAGGGAGGAUCUGUUUUGUCUGCUUCUGUGAUAACAGUUAAUAUUCAGCUACAGUUUUAACCACACUGAAUUUAUGAUGUUGUUGAAAUAUACAUAGGUCUGUGUUACUUCCAGCCUUGUCUGAGCUAUGUGUACGUUUCAAGUAGGAGUUCUUAAACUUGUUAAAGUAGCACCUACUUUCAAGUACUUUGUAAAAACAGCAGUUGUAUAUUUAUUUGCAUUUGUGUAGCAAAAGAAAAAGUAAACUGCUAGACAUAAUACCGAGACGAUGCACUUCCACGGCACUAACAACGUGUAUGUUUGGCUUCGCCCCCCCCCCCAAACUUUCGGUGAAACCACGAUAAUUUAAGUACUUUAAACCAUUAUGGAGGAUUAAAUGUCAACGAAAUAAAGGAGUUGUGAUAAUUA
Messenger RNA from Zonotrichia albicollis (white-throated sparrow), 4647 nucleotides. It is a transcript of the gene TPH1, whose product is annotated as tryptophan hydroxylase 1. Gene Ontology annotation, biological process: aromatic amino acid metabolic process; serotonin biosynthetic process. The record is from RefSeq and is a predicted model, not a curated record. Gene Ontology annotation, cellular component: neuron projection. Lineage: Eukaryota; Metazoa; Chordata; Aves; Passeriformes; Passerellidae. Gene Ontology annotation, molecular function: tryptophan 5-monooxygenase activity; iron ion binding.